AUGUCGUCUGUGUGUUGCGCCAAUAGCUGCUCAUUCUUCCAAGAGGAAUAUCGGGGCAGCUACGUACCAAAGGUUAUCGACACUGGAUAUGGUCUCCAGGUUGUGGCGCCGGAUACUCCAUACGUGGCAGCGGCCGGCCCAGACAAGUUAUACUUCAUCGACACCCGGUUUGACCCUGAGACCGCAAAGCACGUGAAGCAACAGAUUGAGAAGGCAGCUGUGCCCAACCCGGAGGAGUACUUCGCCAUAGAUGAGAUUGCGGCUACAGCGGAAAUAAAAAACUCUGUGACCGGCGAAACAACAUUCGUGUUUGAUCCCCCCUAUGCCAGGGUGCUGUUCGCAAAGGGAAUGAACAGGCGCAACCCGGAGCUCAGACUGCCUGAGCAUGAGCCCGCCGGUGAUUGGUUGGUGACCUACGACCUGGACAAUAUACUUAUGAAGCGGGACCAAGCAACCACACCCUGA
This is a messenger RNA of Aspergillus fischeri NRRL 181, 465 nucleotides long. RefSeq lists its product as uncharacterized. Lineage: Eukaryota; Fungi; Ascomycota; Eurotiomycetes; Eurotiales; Aspergillaceae. The transcript is spliced from 2 exons. Bases 1 to 465 code for a protein of 154 amino acids. The record is from RefSeq and is a predicted model, not a curated record.